Molecule: messenger RNA, 501 nt
Organism: Aspergillus steynii IBT 23096
Lineage: Eukaryota; Fungi; Ascomycota; Eurotiomycetes; Eurotiales; Aspergillaceae
Product: SDR family NAD(P)-dependent oxidoreductase
Exons: 2
Molecular function (GO): oxidoreductase activity
Source: RefSeq, a predicted model, not a curated record
AUAGCGGAAGCGUCGGGAAAGGAGCUAGACAGGUUCUGGCGCGUCAAUGUGAAGGGCACGUUCUAUGUGAGUGCGGCUAUGAAACGGCAGGACGUCCUGAGCGUACCAUCGCGCACCGGUCCCCGAGAAGUUGGCGGGGGGGCUAUCAUUGCCCUCGGAUCAUGCAAUUCCUAUGUGGCCACACCGCAAAUCGUGCAGUACACCACGGCCAAGCAUGCAGUGCUUGGUAUGGUCAAGGAUGCGGCACUUGAUAACGCACCAUACAAGAUCCGUGUCAACGCCGUUUGUCCGUCUUGGGUCGACACCCCAAUGACGGGCGAGGCCAUCGAAGGCGAUGCCGACCUCAGACACAUUAUUCGUCGAGUAGUGCCACUCGGCCGGAUUGCGCACCCAGAAGAGGUCUCAGACGCUAUCAUGUUCCUGAGCAGCCCUAGAUCCAGCUAUAUGACCGGAGGUGGUCUGCUCGUCGACGGCGGAGCUACAUUACAGCUUCAGAUCUAA